Molecule: messenger RNA, 6106 nt
Organism: Vicugna pacos (alpaca)
Lineage: Eukaryota; Metazoa; Chordata; Mammalia; Artiodactyla; Camelidae
Source: RefSeq, a predicted model, not a curated record
CUGGCCCUCGCGCUGCCCCGCGAGGCACAGCGCGGACUUCCUGUUUCGCCCACCAGUCUCUGCCUGCCCGUCUCCCAGUUUUCCAGGACCGAGCCAGCCCCUGGGCCUGGAAAGCGGCAGGAGAACAUGGCAGUCUCGGCGUCCAGAAGAUUCACCAUGACCAGGGCCUUAGAAGAGGCUCUUCUCCAACACUUCAUAUGUCAGAAACUGGAGAUCGCUUAUGCCAUAAACAAGCCAUUUCCCUUCCUCGAAGGCCUCCGAGACAACUUGUUCAUCACCGAGAGACUGUACAGGGAAUCUCUGGAAGCCUGUGGAAAUCUGGUCCCUGUAUCCAGAGUAGUGUACAACAUUCUAACCAAACUGCAGACCACCUUUAAUCUGUCAUUUCUGGAGCUGCUGUUCAGCCAAAUUAACCUGCGUGAAUACCCCAACCUGAUGAUGACACUUAAGAGCUUUGAAAGAGUUGUCACUUCCCAUGGAGGGCAGAGCAGAAUCAGGGAGAUUCCCCUCGAAGCAUCAGCCAACCCAUCAAGAAGGUGCUCCCUGCAGACCCUGUUGCCACUGCUGCCCGCCUGCCAGCACCCCGCACCGAGCUGCCCAUCCUGUGCACCCAGUGUCAGUGAGCCCAAGGCACCCGCCCAGCACAGUGCUGAGAUCCUGAAUGAGCCGCCCAGCCCUGCUGGCCUUGCUGUGUCUCUCUCUGGAGUCAUCGAGGAAGGAAGACUCACUCCAGUGGCAAGAGAUGAUUCUUCUGAACCGAGUGAACCAAAGGAGCUCCAAGAGGCAGCCGGGACACCUUCCAACAAGAAAGGAAAGAAAAGAAAAAGAAAUAUCUGGUCAACUCCAAAAAGGAGACGCCAGAAAAAAAGUGUCCCAAGAGAAGUAGCGUCACCUGGACAUGGACUUCAAGAGAGGCUCCCAGAGAUGGAUCAGGCAACUCAAAGGAAGGUCGACUCAACCAGAAACUCAAAGGUCAUGACAAGAGUCCAGGAGACAAGGACCAAAUGUGCCCAGACACCUAAACCAGAGGAGAUCAGUGAUGACAUUUCAGAAAUAGAUGAAGGAAAGAGACCCCAGGAACCACCCAGCGGAUCACCAAGAAUCACGCGCAGUAAAGAAAAGAAGAGAAAAAUACAAAGCUGGUCCAGUUCGAAAAAAAGACAGAAAAAAAGCCUCCCAAGAGGGGCAGCCUCACCUGGGCACAGAGUCCAAGAGGAAUGCCAAGUGAUGAAUCAGGCGACUCAAAGAAGCGAUGAUUCAACUAGAAACCCAUAUGUCAUGAUAAGGGCCCAGAAGGCAAGACCUGAAUGUGACCAGACACCUACACUUGAGGAAGAGAAGAAGGGGAAGGUUGUCUGUUCAAGUUCAACAAGGUGUCAGAGAAAUAUUCUUGCAGAGGAAAAACCCAAAGAAGACAGUCUGGAUUUUCACGCUCCUAAACUUCCUGUGACCUGUGGGAAGGCAAAAGGGAUUUUAUAUAAAGAAAAAAUGAAACAAGGAUCCUCAGAGAAGUGCAUUCAGAAUGAAAAGGGAGUUUGGUUCACACCCAGAGAAUUUGAAAUGGAAGAACGGGCACAGUCCAGAUACUGGAAGCGGAGUGUGCUUUGCGGAGGAAAGAGCUUAGAACAGCUGAUGAAGAAUGGACUUUUGCUCUGUCCUCCAAGAAGUCUCAAGAGAGAGGAAGACCCCAAGGAAUGCAUGGUGUGCUGCAGAGGGGGACUGCUGCUCUGCUGUGACACCUGUCCAAGGGCCUUCCAUGAGAACUGUCACAUCCCCCCCACGGAGGCAGAGAGGAUGAAGGAGCGCUCAGGGAGCCAGCAGUGCCAUGGGGAAUCUGAGCUUCUGACGAGGCAGAUGGAGCCUGAGGAUCAGCUGAAAUGUGAGUUUCUCCUCUUGAAGGCCUACUGUCAUCCACAAAGCUCUUUUUUUGCGGAGACUCCACCUAACAUCCGAGACUAUGGCGAGCCCUUUAAGGAAGCCAUGUGGUUGAACCUGGUUAAGGAAAGGCUGGCUGAGAAAGUGUAUACAGUGGCCUGGUUCCUGCGGGACAUGCGCCUGAUCUUCCGCAACCAUCAAGCAUUUUACAAGGCUUCCGACUUUGGUCAAGUGGGAUUGGAUUUAGAGGCAGAAUUUGAAAAGGACCUCAAAGAAGUGCUUGUUUUUCAUAAAGCCAAUGAGAACAGCUUCCAGGCUCCACCUUGAUCCUGUUCUGGAAAGACAAAGGUACCCCAAUUUCAGGAUCCAGAUGAUGUGGCCCUGGCUGUUCUUAGAUUGCCAACGAGUCUGGGAUGUUACUGGCUGCACUCUUGACUCAAAUCCAGGCCCUUCACAGCAUGAGUACACCCUCCACCUCCUUUUAUUGUUUCUUUUUAUGUUUCACACCUGAAAAAAUUGAAUAUUUCCUUAAUGCCGUGAAAUACCCAUCACAGUUCACAUUCGCCCCAUUGUCUCAUAAAUCCUUUUACAGUUGAUCAGUUUGAAUUAGGAUCCAAACAAAUUCCACGCACUGCAUUUGGCUGAUCUGUCUCUCAAGGCUCUUUUCUCUGUGGGUUCCCCACUGCCUUUUCUCUUUCCUAUCAACUCAUUGGAGAACCUGGGGACUUCAUCCUAUAAAGUUGUUCAUUUUCUGGAUUUUUCUGCAUCCCCUGAGUGGCCUGUUCCUUUCUCCCUGACAUCUCUGUAAGCUCGAAGUCAGAGCUACAGGCUUGCUUAGAUUUGAUUCCUUGGGGGCAGGGAAUAUUUUGGUUGUUUCUUUAGUAAACAGACUUCACAGGGAGAUUUGUGUCUUCGUCUGUCAUGUUAAGAUCAGUCAGCAUGUUCAGGUGUUACCAGCCCGACCCAUCAUUCUAUCACCCUUUCACCUAAUGAUUUUGUCAGCCACUGAUGCUCAUUGCCUCAACCCAUUUCGUUGGGGUUUGCAAAAUGAUGAUAUUCAGAUGCUGUUAUUCCUUCUAUAUUUAUUAGUCAGAAUUCUUCGGCAAAGAGCUUCCCUUCCACAAUAUUUGGUUAUCUUGAAAUACAGUUUGUAUAGGAAAUGCAGGAUAAAUGCUAGAUUCUUUAUUUAAAGUGUUCAAAUCAAUGAGUUGUUUCCCUAAUAGCCUCUAAAGAUAAGCAGGGAGGGUUUCUUUUUCCUUUAAAGUAUCUUGAACUCAUGGAUUUAAAUAUAUUUAAUGUGUUCCAAACCAUUGCAGUUAAUGUCUUUAUUGCUGCUCAAAUCACCCAUCUUCAGUGAGUGAGACUCUUUUCAAGUUGGCUCCUGAGUCAUUCUGAAAUGACCCCAGAGCUCUUUGGUAGAGUAUCAGCUCUUUCUUUCUGUAUAACAAAUGACCCCAAAGUUUAGCGGCCUAGAAGAACAAUCAUUUUCCUGCUCACUAAUCUGUAGGGCAGAAUUCAGGCAGUGGUCCGUGUGGAUACCUUAUCUUUGCUCCACACAGUAUUGACUAAGCCCUUUCGUGCUUGCUUGCACAGUGUCACUUCCGCCACAUACUAUCAGUCCAAGCAAACCACUGGACCAAAUUCAAAAGGAGGGGAAAUAGGCUGUACCUCUUCGUGGGAUGAAUGACAAAGUCACAUUUCAAAGGGAAUGUGGCUUGGGAAGAAAUGUUGCCACUGUCUUCAGAAACACUCUACCAUAGUUCACAGCAAGUCACAUCCUUGCUACAAGCAAAGGACAUUCCCUCCCACCCCUGCCCCAAGGAGCCUCAUUCUUUGCAGCAUUGGGUCAAAGCCCAGGACCUCAUUGUCUAAAUCAGGUUCAGAUCUGAUAAAGUUUCCUUGGCUGUGGUUCAUUGGAUGUGGCUCUGCAUGCUGGUACCCAUCCUCUGGAACCAAAGACUUGUGAAUUGAAGAACAAGUUAGUCUCUCCACUUUCCAAAUCUAAUGAUGAAACAGCGACAGAAUAACCACUGUGGACACUUGCAUUCAAACGGGGAAAUGGGUAGCAAAUAGCCGUCACUAGUCCAUAAGCAAUUCAGAAAUCCAAUCAAGUGCCUCAAUCCCAGGACACAGAAUAUUCCUUGAGAAUCCUAUGGUCUAUAAAUAUUAUAUCCCUCUAAUUCUUAUCCAUCACCGAGGGCUUCUUCCAUGUCUUCCUCCAGGCCCUAUUUGUGUCUCUUUUCUCCCCAGGAUAUUCACUCACUUGCUCAGCUCUAAACUACAACGAUAAUAGUUUUGGAAUCUCUAAUUCAUACCACCAUAAAAAAACUAAAUUAAAUUCUAAAUUUGUGUGAAAUUUAUUUUUGUUUCUGUUAUAUAUUUAAUAUACCAUCGCAGAGGGAAUUUUCAGGAUUUUGCGUGUGUAUUUAUAAAUGAGAUUAGUCUGUUAAGUUUCAUAUAUUGCCAUAGUCAGAUUUAGAGUUUUCCUAGCUUGGCAAAAUAAUUUGUAAAAUUUUAUACCUCUUUAUAUGUUCUGGAAUAGUUUGUAGCAUUUUUAAUUAACCAACUCAUAAAAUGAUACAGCCUGGAGGACUUUCCCCUAUUACUUUGGGGAAGUAAUACUGAUCACAUUCUCUGCUGUUUUGUGGUGAUUAGACUCUUUGGAUAUUCUGUUGCUUUUUGAAUCAGUUCCACUUUUAUCUUUUCUAAGAAGCCAUCCACGGCAUUUAUAGCUGGUCUUAUUUCUGUCAUAUUAUUUUAUUCUUUCUCUUUGAAAAUGUUAGUAUUUUUUGUCAACAGUUUGUUUUCAUCUUCUAUCCUGAAAGGCAUUAUGACGGUUUUUUCUAAUAUUUACCUGCAAGUUUUCCAACUAUAUUUCUAACUUAUUUUUAAGUGUCAGAACCAAAAAUUAAAUAUCUUUUAUAUGCUACAUAUUUAAGCCAAGAUGUUUGUCAUUUUUAAACCUCUCAGCCCUAAUUCCUUUCUAUCCACUGUUUAAUAAUAUGGAUAUUCAUUAUCAUUAUUAAAUUUUUUGUCUUUUACUCUAUAUUAAUUAUUUUAAAGUAUUCAAUUAUGUCAUUAUCUUGUUAUUUUUACAUUAUAUAAAUUAUUUGUCAUGUCAAAUAUCAUUGAACAUAAUUGAAAAGCAAACAUUAAAAAUUUGUAUUAAUGUUCAUCCAUAUUCAUGAGAGUAAUACUAAUGUGCUUCUGUUCUCACUAUUUUAGUUUCCCCACUGGUCUUUUCUUGCCAUGACUCCUCCAUACCUCUUUUUUUGCACCACCUUUCUAUCGACUGAAGUAUAUCUUUGAGUAAUUGUAAAAGAGGAGUACAUGGGUGGUAUGUUUUCUGAGUCUUGGCAUAUCUCAGAAUGUCUUCUGUUGUUUUCAUUAAUUAACAACAUAUUGGGAGGGACGGUAUAGCCCAGUGGUAGAGUGUAUGCCUAGCGUGCAUGAGAUCCCGGGUUCAAUCCCCAGUGCCUCCAUUAAAAUAAAUUAAUAAACCUAAUUGCCUCCCCCCCAAAACAAACAAAAAUAAAACCAAAAACAUAUUAUGCUAAUAUAUAUAUUUUAUCACAACAUCUCACCUUCAAAAUUGACUUAGACUUUAUUCCACUGUCUUUGAGCAUUUUGUUCCACACCUCAGAAGUCUGAGUUCACCCAGAAUUCUGCUUCCUUGUUAGUGUGUGGACACAUAUGAAAUUCUCCAUUUACGUCUAUAAUUAUGUGUUUAGUUAUUUUUGACAGGAUACAAUUCAAUGUAAUAUUUUUAUCAUUGAUCUUUCCUGGCACACUGAGCCCUUUCAGUGUCCAUACCUGGUUCUAUUUUCAGCUCCAUUAAAUAUUUCUGAUUUAUUUGUUCUGAGCUUACUUUCAAGAACAUCUAUUGUCCAUAUGCUGGCUACCUGUUCUCUGUGUUCCCUAUUUAUUACUAAAAAAAGAAGAAGAAAUUUCAGAAAGCACGCUUCCUCUUAGGUCGUUAGUGUGAGAAUUAAACAACUAACUUUAAAUAAUUACAAUCCUAUGGUCAAUGUUUUAAUCCUAAUGAUUUUAGCAUUUUAGUAAUGCUAAUUGCUAUCUACUAAACAAACCUCAAAGGAUAUAAAUUUUUCUCACCACAACACUUUUUUUCUCUCAAGACAAAAACAGAAAGUCAUUGCAAAUUACAAAAUUGUUCUGAUCUGUCUCCACCCAAGUUGUCCAGAACUGUGAGAAAUAAAUGUCUAUUGUUGAA